CUAUGAAUGAUGAGGAAAUGUUUGGGACCAGUGACCAGAAAAAUGCCUUCACAGUAUUUACUAUGAUGCAUGAGCACAUGAGAGUUACAACACAUAAACUGAUGCAUCACUAUAAUAGCACACAUGGGGUGCAGUUUCACCAGCGAAUAUUUGGCUGUGAUUUACAAGCCAAGAACAGACCAGGGAGAAUGGUGAGUAAGGAAUCUUUCAAUGGAGACCAUGGAGAUGAAAAGUACCUCAGCAUUCCUGACCAAACCCUUCAGACUGAAUUCAAAUGGCCGGGAGCCUGGGACACCCUCCAGUCGGAGAGUUUCAAAUGGGUCAUUGCAGACUUUUACCAGCCUAUCUGCAUCAGUGCACUUUAUACAUUUCUUGAGCAGAACAAGAGACGUGUGAGGAGAAAAGUCAAGCCCAGAGUCCGGCUCAUCCAGAGGGCACUCCCAGACUCUGGAGGGGCCAAAAUCACCUGCCUGGGCACUGGUUUCUACCCCCGUCACAUCAACCUGACCCUGCUCAGAGAUGGCCAGUCUGUGUCUGAUCACCAGAUCACAGGGGGGGAGCUGCUACCUAACUGUGAUGAGACGUACCAAAUGAGGAAGAGCUUGGAGGUCAGUGCAGAGGAACUGCAACAGCACCAUUACACCUGCACAGCUGAACACCGUAGCCUGGACAAUAAGCUGGACAUACCUUUAGAUUAUGAGCCUUUUCCAGGUGGAAAAUAUACUGUGAUAGCGGUGGUGGUGGUGUUGCUUGCAUGUCUAAUUGGAUCCAUCAUCGCCCUUCUCAUUUGUAGACGAAAAUGUAAAGAUGGUGAAAAGAGAAAGGAGCACAAGGAAGAGGAGAAGGAGGAUGAGAGAACUCUUGUCAAGAGUCUGAGAUAAGAGUCACGUUUAUUUUAAAGGUUCUCUACGCACCAAUAAUAUGGUAUAGGCUCAUGCUGCACGUUUCAGUAGCCUACUCUACGCACCAAUAAUAUGGUAUAGGCUCAUGCUACACGUUUCAGUACUCUACGCACCAAUAAUAUGGUAUAGGCUCAUGCUACACGUUUCAGUCACUUAAGAUUUCUGUUCUCGCACCGCGUUUUGGAAAUGCUCAAAUCACACUGCUCUGCAAGACAGACAGCCGAGAAAUAAAUUAAUUUGCCGGCAAUGAAUUUGAACGGAACGGAAUGAGCAGACCAGCGCUGGCCCACUGAUUAUGACAUCUUUUAAUAAGGCAUUGUGCGUCUGCUCAAACUCUGUGAGAAAUCAGAUGAAAAUUCAACCAGUUUCUCGGGUCCAACUGAUUCGGAGUUAGUAGGAGAUAUCUUUAUCCCAAGUAGGAGAUGUCUUUAUCCAAAACAUACUAAGGAACCCGGCAGUGAUUCAGUGAAAUCACACCCAGAACAAUUGUAUAGAAGGCGGCAACACUAAUUGUACCACCAACUCUCAACCAGGUGUUCAUGUGUGUAUUCACUCAAGCUAUAAGGUUGGUGCACCAAGUCUGAGAAGACUGCAAUGUAGCUUUAUCUAACCAUUUCAAUACUGCUGGUGCUCCCCAGUAUGACCACAGGUUACAUGUUUAUCCAUGUCAUUAAUGUUAAUGUCAUCAUGCAAAUCUAUCAAAUAGCUGACAGACUGCCAAACAUAUAUGCUGCUCUCUAUCAAAAAAACAGUGGGACCCAUACUGGUAAUUUCCGAUGUUCAUUAAGUCACGACCCAUAUACCAACGUGAUCUAUAUUUUUAGCAUCCAAGCCAAGUGAUACGGUGAGCUAUGUGGUAAGAUAAGCAAAGUCUUGGUUCUCGUUUGGAACAUGCUGAUGUUUGGCAUUAUAUUUGGUUCUCAACUCCUGAUAUGAUGUUGCCUUUCAAAGUACAUGAUGCUACUCGACAAGUUUGUAUUUGACAUGGAUGCUUUGUUUCCAUGUGGCAUUUUAGUUUUGAUACUUUCAUACUCUUGUGUGCCAGCAAUUCACUGCACACCACACACUGGAAUUUCUGUCAUUUUGUCCUCAACUUAAGUGAAUCCAUAGUCUUCUUCUAAUAUCAGGGUCGCACUUGCAUUUCCCGCUAAAAUGAUGUCUAACAUGACCUGUUACAUGCACAUUGUCUAUGUCCACAUAUGAAUAGUCCAUCAAAAUAAAGGUUUGAUAUUAGAUAGCACCACAGCCCACUGUUGGGUCCUGACCUACCAGUUAAGAAACUGAUCUAAACUAUAGGCCUACCCGCACUGCACUUUAUUUGUUCUUUUAUCUGUAUGCACUUUAGUACCUCCUGAAAUAUAAACUGUAAGCAGUGUAGUGGAAAUAAGCGGCCAUAAGCGGUGAGCUAUGCUGGCCUCCGAGCUCGUAGUUCGAACACCAUUGUUAACAAAUAAAUGUCUUAAAACCUGCCUCAGUCUGCUUGCAUUCAAUUUUCUUACCACAGCAGCAGGUUACUACAUAUACACAGGGCCAGGGCUAUCCUGUACAAAUUCUCUCAGGUGAGCAAUGUUGCAGGGCAACCCUAAUGAUCAUCAGGUUUUCUUGAUCAUCCAAUCAGAACAUGUGGAAAUGGUUAUGUAGUUGCCCAGCAACACUGUUCAAAAAGCUGCAACCUGCAUCAUACCCUUCAGGUUUUUCACGCGUCUGUACAAUAUAUGAAUGCAAACCUCGCUAUUCACUGUAUACAAUUAUUUAUUAUCUACCAUAGUAGAUUUACCAGGAUGUUGUACACUGCUUCUACAAAUUUUGUGUCAUUAGUGUGUUACUUCAAUGUCCUAUUUUUUUCCCACAAGUUUGUUAUGAGGUGCUGAGACACUUCACAUUAGCCUACUCUGUGCGAAAUUGAUUUGCUUUGU
Molecule: messenger RNA, 2818 nt
Organism: Sardina pilchardus (European sardine)
Lineage: Eukaryota; Metazoa; Chordata; Actinopteri; Clupeiformes; Clupeidae
Product: patr class I histocompatibility antigen, A-5 alpha chain-like
Exons: 5
Coding region: 3-881 (292 amino acids)
Biological process (GO): immune response
Cellular component (GO): external side of plasma membrane
Source: RefSeq, a predicted model, not a curated record